This is a messenger RNA of Fusarium redolens, 1281 nucleotides long. RefSeq lists its product as uncharacterized. NCBI's taxonomy places the organism in Eukaryota, Fungi, Ascomycota, Sordariomycetes, Hypocreales, Nectriaceae. Bases 125 to 1195 code for a protein of 356 amino acids. The transcript has 4 exons. The record is from RefSeq and is a predicted model, not a curated record.
CCAAGGUUGUGGUUAUUGCUAUCCUAUAACUAUGUGUCCAUUGCCAGUCCAGAGUUUCUCUGGAACAGUUCUAUAUCCCUUCUAUCAUUUACAAUUCAGUUGAACACUGAUACAACCAUUGAAUAUGCAUGCAAAACGCAAUGUAUCAGGGAGAGUUACCUUGAGUUCAAUUUCACUCGUUCUUUUGUCACUCUUCCUUCUCCAUUCCUCCUUCACCCCCUCCUUUCGUCUAUCGUCUUGGAGUUCUCCUGCUGUCAGCCUUGAAGAUGACUUUCGUAACUCUCUCCCCCUUGGUAUUCUCACCAAACGGGAGGAUGGGCAAGUCGAUGUCUUUAAGAAAGCCCUUGACAAGGGCAAAGGGCUCUCCUGUGAUAUGGUCAAGUCACAAGAAGAACUCGAAGAAGAAAAUGGAAAGUCACUGGAGUCACCAUCCUACCUCCAGCAAUCUGGCAUAGAAGAGAUAGAAGGUUGGGAAAUAGAGGGAAACGCAGAACCCAGCUUCAAGGACUAUCUCGAUGAAGCGCUGGCAGCUCUUGGAGUUUCCACGGAUCUUCAUCAUCAGAGCUGGAUGCACACAUCGGGAGGAAUCAUCUCAGCCACUGAUCCGGGUGACUUGGCUAGCGGAACAAGAGGCACGCAAACAGGGGCCUACUUUAGGAACUCUUUUGUUCUCAAUCCUGGUGUCAUAAUUGCUGAUGUCAAUUAUGCAGUCUCGGCCGCUACAGGAGGUAAUGAUAACAAGAUGACAGUUACUCAUGUCAAAAAGUGGAGUGAUGCUACCUGGAUGCAAUGGGAUAGGGUCUGUACUGAAGCUGGCGGGGACGUCGAAGGUCUGAGGUACAUUAUUCGUUCCAAGAUCGAGAACCACACCACUCUCGAAAUAAUAUUCAAGGCCAUCCUUUCCAGACACGAUAGAAACCCAAGGAGGAACAAAAAGACAAUCGGAACCUGGAGAAACAGAAUAACGUUCACUGCCGCAAAAGACAAAGAGGAGUUCUCCGCCAUUCUGGGUAGCCCUAAUGGAGCGGGGGCAGCUUUCAUGUUGAUCAACCACAAGAAACGGCUUGGGGUGAAGACGAUCAAAAGGAUCGACGUGUUUGUUCCGGAAGGAAGCUUUGAAGUUACUGAGACCAAGGUUGAGGAGAAGCACGAGAAGUGGAAUGUUAUGCUACUGAUGUAUAUUGUCAACCCUUGAUAAGGCUGCCAUGUGGUUGAAGACUAUGGGCAAUUGGGAGAUCUUAUUACAACAGAUUCAACCUAGUGCGUAGUCUUUGAGGCAAU